AUGUCAUAUGAUGUCUGGAACCCUAAGAAGACCUGCUUUCUUCUAGGUCUACAUGGAAGAGUUAAUGUUACUGUUAUUGCUGCUACAAAUCGUCCUGACAAGAUUGAUCCUGCCCUUCUUAGACCAGGGUGGUUUGAUCGACUCCUAUAUGUUGGACCCCCUAGUGAAACAGAUCGUGUUGACGUAUUUCAUGUUCAUUUGCGUAAAAUGCCUUGCGGUUUUGAUGUUGAUGUAAGCGAGCUGGCUCAUCUCACUGAAGGUUGUACUGGUGCUGACAUAUCUUCGAUCUGCAGGGAAGCAGCAAUUUCAGCAAUUGAAAUUAUUGAUGAUUCAAGUGGUAAUAGUAAAAUGUAG
This is a messenger RNA of Spinacia oleracea (spinach), 354 nucleotides long. RefSeq lists its product as uncharacterized. The transcript is spliced from 3 exons. Bases 1 to 354 code for a protein of 117 amino acids. Lineage: Eukaryota; Viridiplantae; Streptophyta; Magnoliopsida; Caryophyllales; Amaranthaceae. Gene Ontology annotation, molecular function: ATP binding; ATP hydrolysis activity. The record is from RefSeq and is a predicted model, not a curated record. Gene Ontology annotation, cellular component: chloroplast; cytoplasm.